AUGUUCAUUAAAGUAGUUAUCGUCGCUGUCGCGCUGGUCGCGGUGAACGCGCACUAUCUCGGACAAAGUUACGGUCUCGCCGUUUCUUCUCAGUCGAUCAUCCGACAUGACGUAUCCCAUGACCAACAUAACUAUCACCAUGUCCACGCAGCGCCACUCCAUCACUCUGUUUCCAUAAUUCAUCCAGUGAUUCACCACGCUGCUCCCGUGGUUCACCAUGCUCCCAUCCACCACAGCGAACAACAGGACUCACACGACUCUUACGACCACCAGGAUUACUACGCACACCCCAAAUACGAAUUCAAUUACAAGGUAGCGGAUCACCACACCGGUGACAUCAAGUCUCAGCACGAAGCUCGUGACGGCGACCACGUCACAGGCUCCUACAGCCUGCACCAGCCCGAUGGUGCCGUGCGCACCGUACAUUACAACGCUGACAAGCACAGCGGGUUCAACGCUCAAGUGCAUUACUCCGGUCACUCACAACACAUCCAACCUGCUCACCAUGCUCAUCCCUACCUCUACUAA
This is a messenger RNA of Melitaea cinxia (Glanville fritillary), 528 nucleotides long. Its product is annotated as cuticle protein 8-like. The transcript has 3 exons. The record is from RefSeq and is a predicted model, not a curated record. NCBI's taxonomy places the organism in Eukaryota, Metazoa, Arthropoda, Insecta, Lepidoptera, Nymphalidae. Gene Ontology annotation, cellular component: extracellular matrix. Bases 1 to 528 code for a protein of 175 amino acids.